Messenger RNA from Prorocentrum cordatum, 374 nucleotides. NCBI's taxonomy places the organism in Eukaryota, Dinophyceae, Prorocentrales, Prorocentraceae. The record is from the annotation of a GenBank genome assembly.
CCCCUCGGCUCCGGUCCGCUGCCGCCCCCACAGCCGGCCAUGCCCCGCCUGCAGCUCGCCGCGGCCCUGCUGCUGCUCUGCGGCCCCCUGACGACCCCGCGGGCCCAGGAGGUGCUGCAGCCCCUGCUCGUGGACGACGAGUGCGCCGCCGGCGGCGCCGCCGGCGACGAGGCGUGCAGCGUGCAGAUGCUGCAGGCGGGCGCCAGCAAGCAGGACGGCAAGGGCGCGGCCUCGAAGAGCAUCCCGGACCUGGCCGCGGCGGCCGGCGCGGCCGCGGCGCGCGCGGCUGCCGUGGCGCUGCUGCAGAGGGGUCGGGGUCGGUGGACCGCGCCACCGCGCGCAAGACCUGCGGGUCCACCGGCAGCAGGUGCUGA